GCCCCGCCCAAAAAGAAACGCACUCUGCGGCCGGGCACCUGUGCAUGUCUGAGCUGCCUGGGUGAGAUGCGCGGGGAAGGGUCUUACGUCCUCCUCAAGGCCUUCCAGCAGCUAUGUGCACCUCCAGGCAUGAAGGUGACCAGUGGCUGGGAGCCAUCGCUGAACAUCCGGGAGUUUGAGCAUGGUGGCACUACCAUGUCUGGCCUGGUGAGCGAUGUGGACAUUCGAGCAGGCAAAGAGAUCCUGGGGUUUCCAGCGCACACCAGGGUGACGGAUGAGAUGCUGAAGGAAGAUCGAUUCCUUGGCUGUGUUGGGGAUGAUGCCGUCUCCAAGAUGGCCUGUGGGUAUGCGAAGCACGGGCUUUGGUUGGCGGAGAAGAAGCUCGAGGUGCUGGGUAGCGAUGCAGACAACGCCAACGCCUGGCUUCCAAGCUGGCUGCGGCAUCGGCUGGUGGAAUCCGGUGAUGCGGAGAAGGACUACUGGGCUGCGUGGGUGCAUAGCCUUCCAACAUACGAGGAUUACGAGAAUCUGGGCUUGCCCCUCACAGCGCCCACGCACGAGCUCUCGAAGCUCCGAGGACUGCCGAAGUUUGGUGGUGUGCCCGGCUGGACGCAGGACUUGCAGGACACACUGAAGAAAGAGCUGAGCUACUACAACGCUCAUCGCGGCGAUAGGCCUGAAAUUGGCUGGAAGGAUGGUCUUUGGGGUCUCAUGGCAGCCUUUACACGCUCCUUCGACUGUGGCGGCGAAGGCCAUAUGACGAUGGCACCAAUCGGUGAUAUGGUGAAUCAUUCCACGACCCCCAACGUGGUUUACUACUGCGAGCGCGACUUGCUAAAGUUCACCACACGCCGGGCGAUCAAGGCCGGCGACGAGCUGCUGGUGGCAUACCACCCUCCCAAGGACGGCAGCGUCACACUGCUCUCGCAAUAUGGGAUUCUGGAUGAGGAAUCGGAUAGGGGCAGCUGGUCAAAAGAGGACUGCGCCGCCCUGCGAGAGGCAAACCUUGAGCAGUACCAGAGCCCCUAUCUGAAGAACGUGGCAAAGCUGAUUGACGCCAAUUGCCCCAUGCCCAGGGCCAAACCCUCGCCGGACGCAGCAGUCAUCCAAGCCAGUAUGCCCUUCCAGGCCAUGGCGUGCCGCCCCCACAAAAAGCGCCGCCUGCGCGACUUCCUGUGAGGCGGAGG
Molecule: messenger RNA, 1187 nt
Organism: Effrenium voratum
Lineage: Eukaryota; Dinophyceae; Suessiales; Symbiodiniaceae
Source: the annotation of a GenBank genome assembly